Messenger RNA from Melopsittacus undulatus (budgerigar), 1127 nucleotides. RefSeq names its product cyclin dependent kinase 2 interacting protein (gene CINP). The coding region runs from base 365 to 1000 and encodes 211 amino acids. The transcript has 5 exons. The record is from RefSeq and is a predicted model, not a curated record. NCBI's taxonomy places the organism in Eukaryota, Metazoa, Chordata, Aves, Psittaciformes, Psittaculidae.
GAGCCCCCGAGAGGCGGGCGGGAGAGCUGGCCCGCUCCCCCUCCCUGCGCCGGGCUCACCCGCUCAGCCCAGCUGCAACAGGCGGCCACGACAGGCCCCGCUUACAACGACCAAGGAGGGGAGCGAAAGCCGGGGCAGACCCUCAGGCGGCUUUCCCCCAUCCCCGCGAAAGACGCGGCUCCGCUCACCUCCUCAGGAGCGCGGAGGGACUAUAGCUACUGCCAGCAGGUACAGCGAAAGGUGCAGCGAGAACCGCGGCCCCCAAGCCCUGCAGCGGCGGCCCCGGCUGCCUGCGCCGCUCGGCGGGGCCGGGCUUGGGCGGGGCCGGACGUGACCGCAUUUCCGCGGGCUGCAGAGCGCCACUAUGGCGGCAAAAAGUCCUGGUGAUGGUACUCCAAGAAGACCUGUUUUACCUGUUAGUGCAAGAAAAAUUAAAGAUAAUGCAGCAGACUGGCAUAAUUUAAUGAUGAAAUGGGAGAGACUGAAUAAUAAUGGAUUUACUACAGCAAACAAAAUAGUCAACAUGAAGAUUAGUGAACAAUUUCAAGACAACAAAAUGGAGAUAGCAUGUGAUAACAAUGCCACAGGAUCUGAAAAGCCAGCUCCAAAAUAUAAUGAAGAACUGGACAAUUGCUGUGAAGAAUUACUUGAGACCUUAAAGCAUAUGACAAAAAUACAACUGAAAAUGGAAAAACUUACUUCAACUGCUAAAGCAAUCUGUGACUUGGAAGCAUUUCACCAUAGAGCUGGGAAUUGCCCAGCACCCUUCUUUCAUACAUGGCCCACACCAUACUUCUAUGAGGUUUCUCUGAAGCUCUCUGAAAUGUACAGGAAGGAGCUACAACUCAAGCAAACAAUUGUACAAGAAAUUGCUCAUUCAGCUGACCAGGAUCUGAUGAUGGUCUAUUUAUCAUCAUGGUUAUACCAGCCUUACAUUGAAAACAGCAGCAAACUCCUACUUGAAGCCAUGCUGCUAGAAACAGGACAUAGACAGUGCUAGAAUUCCAAAUGCUGCAUGGCUUCUUGUAAUGAUGCUUACAUGAAGCUGAAAUGGCAAACUGCAAAGCUUACCAAGUAAACUGAAUUUUUGUAAAACUUAUUAAAAAUAUUUCUAUUUGUAUUCAUUA